Molecule: messenger RNA, 999 nt
Organism: Fusarium pseudograminearum CS3096
Lineage: Eukaryota; Fungi; Ascomycota; Sordariomycetes; Hypocreales; Nectriaceae
Exons: 3
Coding region: 1-999 (332 amino acids)
Molecular function (GO): dioxygenase activity
Source: RefSeq, a predicted model, not a curated record
AUGACUGCCUCAAGCCGCCCCGCCGAGUACAGAGACGUUCGCACCGCGAACCUCAACACAAUCACCUUUGACAACCUCUUCGACAAGGAUGAGGCUGAGCUCAAGCGCCUCAUCGAGUCUUGCGAAAAGGAUGGAUUCUUCUAUCUCGACCUGAAGAGUGCCGCAUCCCAAAAGUUCUGGAACGACCUCUACACGAUCGACAGCACUACCAAGGAGUGGUUCAAGCAGCCCAUCGAGAAGAAGCUCCAGACCCCCACUGUUUCGCUUGCGCACGGAUUUAAGGCCGUGGGUAACCAGUCCGGCUCCAUUGAAUCCAAGAAGGAUGGUUUCGAGGCUCUCAAGAUUGGCAAGAGUGAGCUCGAUGGACGAUGGGCCCUCCCUGAUGUUGUAUCGGACAACCUUCCCCUGUUUGACCAGUUCGCUUCAUCUUGCCACUUCAUCUCCAAGCUCCUCCUCGACUGUCUCUCCGACGGCCUCAACCUCAAGGGCGAUGCUCGCUUCGAGACUCACCACCGCGACGACUGCCGCUCCAAGAGCACCCUGUACUUUUUGCACUACCCCCCUGGCGCCCAGGACCCCAACAAGGUCGGCCAGAACAUGCACACGGACAUCGGAACGUUGACGAUCCUCUAUGCGCCUCAGUGGGGACUCCAGGUCUUCUCCCCUGCCGACGGUGCCUGGGAGUACGUUGAGCCUCGCCCCAAUCAGAUCAUCGUCAACGUCGGCGACACGCUUCGCUUCCUCUCGGGCAAGCGCUUCAAGUCUGCCCUUCACCGCGUUCUUCCUCUCGGAGGAAUUCAGAUUGAGGACCGCCACUCUAUCUCGUACUUCCUGCGAGCUUCUGACUCGACUGAGUUCAAGGACAGCGACGAGGAUGAGUCGAAUGCUAAGCAGUGGUACACCAAGAAGUACGCCAUGUAUGAGAUGCCCCAUGUCAUCCAGAAGCAGCAGACGACACUCUCGGGUGGAAUGGCGCAAGAGCUUCAGGCCACCUUCUAG